Molecule: messenger RNA, 3075 nt
Organism: Dioscorea cayenensis subsp. rotundata (Guinea yam)
Lineage: Eukaryota; Viridiplantae; Streptophyta; Magnoliopsida; Dioscoreales; Dioscoreaceae
Exons: 10
Coding region: 117-2867 (916 amino acids)
Source: RefSeq, a predicted model, not a curated record
CUAAACUAAACACAACUGUUUAUGUAUCAGGACUAGCAAAGUACUUGAAAAGGCCAUUCCUUUGUUCUUUAUAUCUUGUUCACAACCUUCCAAUCUUAUUGAAAAAAAAGGAGGUCAUGGUUGGAUUAUCAUUAAAAGUGGUGUUUUCUGUUGUAUGUAUCAUAGAUCAGUUGUUGAUGAACUUUGUUAGUUGUGGAUGUUCAUGGUGUCCACCUGUUAAGAGAGAGCAAGACCGGAAAUUCGAGCAGAAAAGUGAUAAAUUCUGGGAGUUUGAAGAAGGGAGUAAUAGAUGGGUGGAAGUUAGUUUGCCUUUUGAUCUAGUAUCUUGCAUCAAUGAGAGUUGCACUAAGGUUGGAUCAAUUGAAAGUAAGAAUAAGCAUAAGAAUCAUCGGUACGAGCAUGAACCUGGUUUGCUUGUGAGGAAGAGAGUUUCUCUGACUUUGAUGACAGAAUCAUCGGUAUGGAUUACCGGACAAAGUGGGUCGAUAUUUGAGAGGUUCUGGAAUGGAGUGCAGUGGGUGAUUGCUCCCCAUGAACUACCUACUUCAGCUGGUCAUGCCGUUUCGGUCUUCAUUAUUAAUCAGACUAUUCUUUCUCUUUCAGAAGCUGGUCUGCUUUAUCAGCUGCAACUGAAUGAACAUACUCAGCCAAUUUGGACUAAACUCGAAUUAAUCUCUGAGGCAAAUAUGGAUGAUGCAAGAAAAGAAGAAAGUCCAUUUGUGCAGAUCAAAUCAGGACUAGUAUCUCAUGAUGGAGAAAGAUUGUAUGUCACAACAACUGACAAAACAUUGUUAGAAGUUAGUGAAGUGCAACCUCUGAGGUGGUAUAAUCACGGGAGGCCACUGGGCGGAGAUGUUUCAGCAGUGGCUGAUGCUGGCGCUGUUCGACCAGGUGUUGUGUUCAUCAUCAGUUCUAAUGGAGAUCUUUAUGAAUUUGACAAGAAAUCAAAGCCGUCAUGGAAAAAACACAUAUGGAGUGAAGAGUUGGCUGAAGAAAUUUCCUUGAUAGCAUUACCUGGUUCUACAUUACAUGGCUUGGUUGGAGCACAUUCAGUAUCGCUUUUCCUAUUGACAAAGGAUGGAUUGCUAAUUGAGAGGUGCUUACACAAAAGGAAAUGGAAGUGGAGAGUCCAUGGAGCCCCUGAAGGUCACCACCUGAGCUCAAUCACAGCAGUUGAACAAAAUGAACAAAAUGAGAAGCAUUCCUCAUUGUUCCUUACUACAACCACGGGGCUUCUUUUCGAGUAUCAGCUUCCUAAACAUUCAGCUCACUUCCAGGGGAACAGGAUAGAUGGGUUAUGGGUGAAUCACAUGCAUCCACACCAUGCAAAAGUUGCAAGAGGUAUCAGAGGAGUUCAGAUGCAACUGGGGAGAAUGAUAUUUGCAUUGGAUGAUGGUCGAAUUGGGGAGCUACAUUUUACUGGUAUCGGUGGUGAAAGUCAUGGACCGAAUCAACAAUCUAGCUUAAGAAGAAAAGCAUCAAAUCAGUAUGAAUGGUCAGUCCUAGAAGUCCCUGAAACAGAAGGAUGGAAUGCAGAAUACUGCACUGACGAACGUGGCUCUUCGAAUUGCAUUCUAGGAAUUAAGGAAAUGCCCGCAGAUGAUGACCCAAAUGACUCAAGCAGUACUAUACCAGCCAAAAGACGAAAAGCACAAGAGAAACAAGAUUAUAUAUCAUUGAGCAAUCAUGAGGGCAGCAGCGCAACCGAAUCUACUAAUUUACUAACAAAAAGCAUCAAAACUAAUUUUCGCAUGCGAGCAAUGCAUGUAGAUAGAUCCUUUUUCAUAAUAACUGAAAGUGGGCAGACUUUUGAAUACCUUUAUGCUGAUCAUGUCUGGUUGUGGUUGAAGCAUGAGCACUCAACAGAAAUGAAAGGCGCGUUAGGAAGCUAUAACGGAAGUCUAUUUUUUGUCGACACACAUGGUAGCCUGCUUAUGAGAGAAAGAGAUGGAAAUGAGUUAUCAUGGAUUAACUGCACUGCAAUGAGAAAAGGAAGACAAGUAGCAACAGGACCACCAUGGGAUGGCACACCUGGUGGAAUGCGCCGAGUUACAGCAGAAGAUGCACUCUUCCUUGUAAACAAGAAAGGAAGACUAAUUCAGUUCACGGUUGCGCUAAGGAAUUUCAAGUGGAAGGACUGCGGCCAUCCACCAGAUACUAAGGUUGCAUACAUAAUAGACCAAGAGGUCUUAAGGAUGCAUAUAGUGUUUGUCAUCGGGAGGAAUGGCCGUAUUUAUCAGUAUAACAAAUUAACUGAGCUAUGGCAUGGACACUAUCAAUCACCUCAUUUGGUCCUUUCCAGAACACCUGGAACAGCAAUGAGACCAUCCCACACAUCACUAAUUGGCUCCCUGUUCAUGAUAUCAGAAAAUGGUGGACUAGUGGAGUACCAAUGGAGUUCAGUAGAUGGAUGGGAAUGGGUUGAACAUGGGACUCCAUCCAAAGACGUGAUACUUGUCGGUGCACCCGGUCCAUGCUUUGACAACACGCAACUUUUCAUGAUAGGAUCAGAUGGCCAGGUCUAUAGGAGACACCUAGAUCAGAAGGCAUGGCAAUGGACAGGCCAUGAUCAUCCACAAAUACAAAAUGCAGAACAAGGAGGAAUGGCAAGGACCAAAGACGAUGAGCAAUGCAGUGUCGAAGAUAAAGCUCAUCGCACAAAUGAUUUCAAUGGUAAUUGCAAUGAAAAGGUAGCACCUACAAGACCAAUACCACUCUCUGAAGAUGCAGUAAUUUUUGAACUUCAAGAUGGCAGGCUAGCGGAGCUGCGAAGGCCAAAUGCGGCAGAGGAAUGGGAGUGGGUACGGAUAAUUGGGACACCAACAAGCCAAUGCUUAAGAAACUACUGGACAGCAGUUGCAUCUUGAUAUAGUCAAAAUAAUCAAACAAAAAGGACACAAUGUACAUCAAAAAAAUUACAAGAAAGGUUCCAAUGUUAACCACCAAACUAUCAAAAAAUAAAUUUUGUUUCCAAUGUAAAUUGAUAGGAAAAUAUCUUCUAAUGUAAAUUACUUGCAGUUCAAACCACAAAAACAAAGACCAGAAAAGGAAAUUUGGAAAACUUGGGACAGUGCU